Amborella trichopoda is the source of this 1769-nucleotide messenger RNA. Its product is annotated as protein ECERIFERUM 26-like. Lineage: Eukaryota; Viridiplantae; Streptophyta; Magnoliopsida; Amborellales; Amborellaceae. Gene Ontology annotation, molecular function: acyltransferase activity, transferring groups other than amino-acyl groups. The record is from RefSeq and is a predicted model, not a curated record.
UUCAUCUCCCAAGGUCUCUCAACCUGUUUUGACUUCUACUUAGAGAGAGAGAAAUUGCUCUCAAAUCAGCUCCAACUUGCCUCCUCACAUUACCCUGUUCCUCUUUCUCUCCUCCUCUAAACCCCCUUCUCAAAACCCAAAAAGAAAAAAGGAGAAAAAAACUAUGGUUGCAGCCCAAUCUCAGGGCCACACCCAUGGCAUCAAGGUCUCCACAGUUCUUCCUGCAGCAGUCACAGCAGAUGGCACAGUCCAUGAGCUAAGCAACAUGGACCUGGCCAUGAAGCUUCAUUAUCUAAGAGCUGUGUAUUACUACAACAAACAAGCAGCGGAAAGCCUAAGCAUUUAUAAGGUCAAAGAAAGCAUGUUUGUUUUGCUUCAAAGGCAUGUCGCAGUUGCAGGUAGAGUGAGAAAAUCAGAGAGUGGAAGGCCUCACAUAAAGUGCAAUGACAGUGGAGUGAGAAUAUUGGAAGCUCAGUGUAAUAAGACCAUUGAAGAGUGGCUCGAGCUUAAGGAGCUUAUUCAUGGUGAGGAACUUAUUAGUAACCAGGUUCUUGGCCCUGACCUUCGAUUUUCACCACUCCUAUAUUUGCAGUUCACCAAGUUCAAAUGUGGUGGGAUGUCGAUUGCAAUGAACUGGUCACACAUAUUAGGUGACGCAUUCACAGCAUCCAACUUCAUCAAAGCAUGGGGAAAUCUCAUUGCAGAUAACCCCGCCGAACCUCCACUACCCACUGUCACCCUAACCCCUCCCCUAAAACCGGAAGUUCAAGAGAAGAAGCCCAUGAAACCACUGUCUGUCUCUAAACCCGUCGAACCAGCUGGAGACUAUUGGACAGUCACCAACACCACUCCAAUGGAGACCACAUCUUUCCACAUAUCAGGUUCUCAUGUAAACCAACUGCUAUCUAAUAUCUCCAGCCCCAACUGCAAAACUAGCUCGUUCGAAGCAGUUUCGGCUUUCAUUUGGCAAACUCUUGCUAAGAUCAGAGGCCCCAAUGAACCCAAUGUCCUAACUCUCAUCAAGAAGCCUAAGGGAAUUCUCAGCAACCAACAAGCUAUAAGCACGGUGAGUGUUGGUUUCUCAGUCUCAGAAGCUAGACUCGAAGAAUUGGCAGUGGAAAUAUUGAAAGGAGCCAAGGAUGAAACCAAGGAAAUAUGUGAAUAUAUAGAGGCUGACAUUGUGAACAAUGAUGCCAUAGUGUAUGGUGGGAACUUGACAUUCGUAGACUUGGAAGGACUGGAGUGUUAUGAGCUGAAGUUAGCAAAAGAACGGCCUGUUUAUGCGAGUUACAGUGUGGAACAGGUUGGGGAUGCUGGUGUGGUUUUUGUGCUCCCUGGUGCAGGGAGCAAUGGAGAGAGAGUAGUGACAGUGACUCUGCCCAAAGAGGAAGUUUCAGAGCUCAAAUCUCACCUCAACAAAGCUUGGAAUACUCCAUGAAAGUUGAGAUAUGUUUUUUUUGCUGGUUAAUGUAUGCCAGACCUGAAGCUUCAUGAAGAUAAGUAGUAUGAGAAAGAACAUUUGGUAUCUGUCGACAAUAGCUGAUAUGAUGUAUAUGUUUGGUUUGUGUGUGUACCGAGAACCAGGACCUAACGAGCCGGGAAAUGGAACAGAGGGCAAAACCAGUGGUGUAGGAUACUAGUUUUCUACUCGGGUCUUGAACGUUUGAGGUCGCUGUUGUUCUUGCACAGGUUUGCUUGGGAAAUUAAUUGAGGAUGAAUGUGGAAGUAAAAUCCUGUUCACAUUAGAUAACUUCGAUUGUUGUAGCAAA